Messenger RNA from Coregonus sp. 'balchen', 713 nucleotides. The record is from the annotation of a GenBank genome assembly. NCBI's taxonomy places the organism in Eukaryota, Metazoa, Chordata, Actinopteri, Salmoniformes, Salmonidae.
AUGGGGCGGAUCUUCCUGGACCACAUCGGGGGCACACGCCUCUUCUCCUGUGCCAACUGUGACACCAUCCUGACCAACCGCUCAGAACUCAUCUCCACCCGCUUCACCGGAGCCACCGGCCGAGCAUUCCUCUUCAACAAGGCAAGCGACACCUCCGCUGUAACACCACGACACCAGCCUGCUACUGCCAAAUACAUGUUUUCACAUUAGUGCUUUUACCCCUUGAGUGAAAUGGUCCAAUGUGAAAAUGCCUUUUAUGCUCAACACUCAAACUAAUAACUUUUAUGCCAGACUCACUUUCGCUAUGCUUAGCUAUGUAUAACACACAAGUGUACUCACAAAAUGUACACAGCAAGUUACACUAACGUGACACCUAGAAAACCCACUUCCACAAUAGACAGACAUAACACACCUAGCAAACACAUACGUGUUUAUUACCAUGUUAUGGCUGUGUAAUAACCUCUGCAUUAUUAUUCAUUAUCUGUAAGGUGGUGAACCUGCAGUACAGCGAGGUGCAGGACCGCGUGAUGCUGACGGGCAGACACAUGGUGCGAGAUGUCAGCUGUAAGAACUGCAACAGCAAGCUGGGCUGGAUCUAUGAGUUUGCCACCGAGGACAGCCAGCGCUACAAGGAGGGCCGCGUCAUCCUGGAGAGAGCACUCGUCAGGGAGAGCGAGGGUUUCGAAGAGCACGUCCCCUCUGACAACUCCUGA